AUGCAAAUGAGUACAUUCAACCCUGGUGAAGUGUCCCAUUGGAAUGAUAAUGAACAAUCACCUUCAUUGAAUGAUUUAAGAAUGGGUAGAUUUCGACGUAUCACUUCAAUUACCUGUUUAUUCAAUAUAAUUAUAACAAUAGCUUUAUGUUUAAUGACUGUAAUCGCGAUCACAUUUGCAUUAUCUUAUUUUGGUGUAUGGUUCAAUAAUUCACAGUCAAAUGAUGUAAAUAUUUUCUGUGGAAAAAUUAAAGGUAUUCAACAGGAUGAUUAUACAAUAAGUUAUUUAGGAAUACCAUACGCUCUACCACCAAUUAAUGAAAAUCGUUUUAAACGCCCGAUAUAUUUAUCCUCAAAGAAAUUAUGUCAUAAAGCCUGGGAGCUAAGUAAUACCACAAUGUUGAACUCAGUUUAUUAUACACAAUAUUAUAAACCUUUAUGUUUGCAAUCAUUACCAAAAUCCUCACAUGAUACAUUUGUUGGCAGUGAAAAUUGUCUUUACCUUAAUAUACACGUACCAAUCAGCAAGAAAUCGAUAAAUCAACCAAAACCAGUAAUUAUUAUCAUAGAUGGAUUAUUUUUUAUGUAUAGCAAUGAACCAAGACAGCCUAGUUCAGAUACCAUACAUAAAACUGAUGCCAUUCAUGUUACAUUUAAUUAUCGUUUAGGUCCAUUUGGAUUUUCACCACAUCCUUAUGAAAAAAUACCGAAUCUUGGUUUACAUGAUCAAUUACUAGUGUUACAAUGGAUUCGUAAUAAUAUUGCUCAAUUUGGAGGUGAUCCAUUGAAUGUGAUUUUAUUUGGUUAUGGUUCCGGUGCCACGUGUGCAUUGACAUUGUUCUAUAGUUCAAUUAGUAAUCAAUUAUUUGAUAAACUAUGGAUUACUGCCCCUGGAUUAAGUCUAUCAAAUGUAUCUGUAGAUGAAACUAUUCAAACAAUGAAUUACGCUUUAAAUUGUCAAGAUGAAUUAAAUCCUAAUGAUUGUUUAAAUAAAAAGUUGAAUAAUUCAAAAAAUAUUUUAAAUAUGUGGAAUUGGUCGAUAGUUGAACAGUGGUUAAUUGACUCAGUGUUCAGUUUACCAUCUGUUCACGAAUUGAGUCAUCUCAAGACAGAAAGGUUUAUCAAUAUUUUGAUCAAUGAUGAUAAAUUUGUAAAUAUUGACUUUUGGAAUAAAAUUAUUUUCCCAAAUAGUAUUAAGCCAAUGGUUAUUGGACAAACAUCACAUGAAGUUUCAAUUUAUCCAACACCAAAAACAAUACCAUUUUGGAAUAAGAAUAUUUAUAAAAAUUAUAUUUUUAAGAAGUUGAAAACAAAAAAUUUAACACACUAUCAAUAUUUCCUUUCGAGUAGUUUUAAUAAUUUGAAUUGUACACAAAUGAAUAAUGUCACAGACGAUGAAUUAGUUGAUGAGAAUGAUGACUGGAUGUCUACCUUGAUGUCGCUCGUUACUGAUAGUCGACUGACUUGUCCGUUAACUGAGCUGGUUAAUAAGUUUACAAAUCAUUUUUAUCCAAUUUAUCAAUACUAUUUAACUGGAACUCACAGACGUUUUGAUCCAUAUUCUCUAAACGGAUAUGUACCGUAUGCUUUUCAUGGAUGGGAUGCCAUGUUAUACUUACGAACUUAUGAAGUACAUAACGAUUUCACCGAUCCAAGUUUAUUACAAACACAUGAUCCACAUAGUAAUGCAGAAGAAUUGAAUCGAUUAAGGAAAAUCAGUGAUUUACUCAAUUCAGCAAUGUAUCAAUUCUCACGAACUGGAUUUAUAUCUGAUUGGUAUGAGUCAAGAAAAGGCAGGUAUGAUGUGAAUCUAAUUGAAAAUGGUAGAUUAUGUAAAUAUGUAAAUAUAAUGAAAGAACGUUGUGAUUUUUGGAAAUUCUUUUUUGACAAUGAUUUAUUCAGUUCAUCAUGGAAAUUUUAAUGAAUUGAUUUUUCUCUUAUCAUCUCAAUCUGCUUAAUUGAUGUUUACUUCAAUCUACUGUUGUUGCAUAAAAAUGCAUUUCAGUAAAAAAAGCUUAGAAGAA
Molecule: messenger RNA, 2023 nt
Organism: Schistosoma turkestanicum
Lineage: Eukaryota; Metazoa; Platyhelminthes; Trematoda; Strigeidida; Schistosomatidae
Source: the annotation of a GenBank genome assembly